This is a messenger RNA of Zymoseptoria tritici IPO323, 3705 nucleotides long. Its product is annotated as RNA-directed RNA polymerase. The coding region runs from base 1 to 3705 and encodes 1234 amino acids. The record is from RefSeq and is a predicted model, not a curated record. The transcript has 5 exons. Gene Ontology annotation, molecular function: RNA-directed RNA polymerase activity. Gene Ontology annotation, cellular component: nuclear RNA-directed RNA polymerase complex. NCBI's taxonomy places the organism in Eukaryota, Fungi, Ascomycota, Dothideomycetes, Mycosphaerellales, Mycosphaerellaceae. Gene Ontology annotation, biological process: siRNA processing.
AUGGACAUCUUCGUCCAAAAUGUGCCCGACCACGCCACCCGCCGGCACAUCGAGGACUUCUUUCGCAAUGUCUUCUCGGACUGCGGCAUCAAGAAGUUCCAUGCCGAGAAGUUGGGCGACAAACCUCUCGCCAACAUUACUGUACUUGACGUUGCCGCUGCGCAAGUGUUCCUCGACAGGUAUGGGCGGACACAACACCCUCGACGCGGGCAGCCACGUCUUCACUGGGGCGGCAAAUAUAUCAUCGUCAGCCGGAGCAAGAACGAGGUGAGCCCUUGGGCUUUGAAGUCUCUCGCCGACACUCCUCAGAAAAGCCAGCCGUCGGCCGUGGAGUGUCUUCCUGGAACCAAAGGCCAAGCCUCGGCCUCAUUCCCUGGCAUCACUCUCCAGUGCGGACGUUGGGAGUACGUCAAAGUUGGCGGACAGAAUGCGCAGCUCGUGUUCGUCAGCGAGUUUACCGACAAUCGGCCAGGACGUAUAGUGGUGGGUUCCAAGGAGGCCGUCAUCCUGCUCGGUCCUGACGGCUCGGAUCAAUGCCGGAUCGAUUUCAGCUACCACCCAAGCGACUGCAUCGACAUUGUCGUUGGGACCUACGAAGAGCCUUCGAUCACCUUCAAUUUGAACAAGGCGCCAAAGAUUUACGAAGUUCCUGCCUUCGACGAGCUCGCUGCGCAGAUGACUGCGCUUCUGCUCGGACCCAGAGCACAGAAACCGCGGCCACCGAAGAAGAUUCGUCUUUCUGGAAUCAACAACGUCCACCAGAAAGUCGCUGGCACUUGCUGGGCAUACCGUUUUGUGCUCGAAGAUGCGAGGAAACUACCCGACCUUCGCAAGCUGUUGGCGAAAAAUGCGAAAAUGUGCUCUGUGCAAGCGCUCAAGACAAAGACCACAUAUCCGAAAGACUUUCUCGAGGACAACUUCAUCCGGCUCUCUCACGAGUUGACACGCGGGACGUGGCCCCGAAAACCUUUCACGGUGCACUACCAGAUUGAAAGACUGGCGAGGAAUGGAUACCUGCCACCACUGACCGUGAUAAAGCUGCUUCCCAAGAUCUCGAUCCUUUAUGAUACGUACGGCGACGAUCCGGUCUGCGCUGCCCUUAGGCGCUUGUCGCGAGAUGUCCCCUUUCCUGGUCCUGGAACGCAGGCACACGACUUCACCGUCGGCUCGCUCGAAGAACAGCUCGGCGACUUCGCAUCAAGCUACGAUGAGUAUGCACCCGACAAUCCGUACGAGCUCACUCGCCGCCACACCCACAUCAACCUGGUGCACAAAGUCGUGGUCAUGCCGACAGGUCUCCGCCUCGAGGGUCCAGAGCCAGAACCGACCAACCGCGUCCUCCGUCGUUAUGCCAAGUAUACUGAUUUCUUCCUGCGAGUGGAGUUCCGGGACGAAGAUGGAGCAACAGUUCGUUACGACCCUCGCACCGAUCUGCACCGGGUCUAUCACGGCCGUUUCAAGACAGUCCUGGACAGCAGUAUCCUCAUCUCUGGUCGUGCAUUCUCAUUCCUCGGCUUUUCUCAUUCCUCGCUUCGAAGUCAAUCCUGCUGGUUUAUGGCUCCAUUUGUCUUCAACGGAAGCUUGCGAUACGCAGAUCACGUCCUUCAGGAUCUUGGCGAAUUCAAAAUGAUCAGAACACCCGCGAAGUGCGCUGCACGGAUUGGUCAGAACUUCACAGACACUAAUACAUCGGUCGAGCUCCGGCCGGAGCAAGUGUACUGGCUGAACGAUGUGGAACGCAAUGGCCGAACCUUCAGCGAUGGCGUCGGCAUCAUCUCAAUGGAGCUCCUGCAAAGCGUCUGGCGUGUCUAUGGCACGAGGCGGCUGCUCAAGCCGACCAUCUUGCAAAUUCGUUUCCAGGGCUGCAAAGGAAUGGUUUCACUGGACACCCGCUUACGAGGCAAGUGUCUGGCCUUGCGCAAGUCCAUGCGGAAGUUCCAAACCGAGACUACGUGGGACUUGGAGAUAUGUGGCGCAGCAUUUCGACCAUUGCCCAUGAUUCUCAACCGCCAGUUCACAAAAAUAUUCGAAGACUUGGGCAUCCCGCUGAGCGUGUUCAUGGAUCUGCAGCAGAAGUCCGUGGACAAGUUGCGUCGGAUGACACACUCAGCGAUCAACACGGCGAACUUCCUUGACGAAACAGAGUGCACAAAGGCUGCACGAGUACCUUCGCUGAUCCGAUAUUUGGGACAGAUGGGUCUCGACUACCGUCACGAUCCGUUUCUCUACAACGUGGUGGAGAUGUCGGUGGUGUCGAAGCUCCGCGACAUCAAGUACCGUGGCCGCAUUCCCAUCGAUGAUGGUGUCACGCUCUACGGCAUCAUGGACGAAACUGGUGUGCUCAAGGCCAACGAGAUUUUCGUCGUCACCGAGAAGGCCCCUUUAGGAGGAAGGUCGGUUUUAGUCCGCAACAAUGUCAUUGUGACCCGAUCGCCAGCCAUGCACCCUGGCGACGUCCAGAUCGUGAACGCCGUCGACGUUCCUCAAGGCUCUCCACUGAGACAACUCUCCAACGUUGUGGUCUUCAGCCAGCAUGGAGACCGGGAUCUGCCCAGCAUGCUUAGUGGGGGUGAUCUCGAUGGCGACAUCUACAACGUUAUCUGGCUGCCUCAGCUGGUGCCUGAGGUCACAUACGAUGCGGCCGAUUAUCCCAAGGUUCCGACAGAGGAGCUGGACCGAGAUGUCAAUCGGAAGGACAUGUCUGACUUCUUCGUGAAGUUUAUGGAGAGUGAUCAAUUGGGCAUGAUCUGCACCGCACAUCUGCAAAUUGCAGAUCAGCGCGAGAGAGGCGUGCUUGAUCCGGACUGCAUCAAGCUAUCUGCCAUGGCUUCCACUGCCGUUGACUUCUCGAAGACAGGCAUCCCAGUCAAUCUGGCACAAAUGCCCAGAUACGACAGAUGCAAGCCAGACUUCAUGGCACCCAGCCCUCGAGUCAUCGUCUCCGAGCAAGGCUACAUCGCGUUUGAGGACGAGGAUGAGGACGAGGACGUCGCUUUCGAGGGUAUCGAUACCGAGCGGCGAAGUUAUCGCUUCUACCGGUCCGACAAGGCGCUUGGGCAUCUAUUCCGAGCGAUCGAUGAGCGGCAGUUCAUCGACAAGAUGCAGGUUGAUCGUGCGGCCUACCCUCGCGACAAUGGACAAGAACUUAUGGAGACUGUGCUUGAAUACGCACAGCGCUGGGCCGAUCAAUACGGCGUGCUGUACGGGCAUCACCGCACGCUGGCUCGCAAUAUCCGGGCAUGCUACGACGACGCCCUCGCCAACCUUCUUGUCGACUACGAGCCCUCGCCACACUCACCACUGUCCGAAAUCGAAGUCUUCGCUGGGCAAAUCCUCGGCCGCGUCGCCGGACCUCAAGGAAACACCCUCCGUGACCUCGCAAAGACCAUGCGUGAACGCUUCGCCACGGUGGUCGAACACACCAUCGUACGCAUCACCAAGGGAGAUGAGGCGAUGAAGGACGCGGAGUACAUGGACGAGCUCAUGACGUUGGAGGAUGAUGAGCACUACGAUGAGCGUGAACUCGAAGCACUCCCGCGUGCGCUGGCUUGUCUGGAGGUCGCGGUGAAUGAGUCGGGUUACAAGGAUCGGAAAGUAGGAGAACUCAACAGCUUUGAGUAUGUUGCAGCGGGAGUGUGCUUGAGGGAGCUAGACAGGUACCGGGUCACUACGUUUGGCAGCCUGUCGGGUCUACCGCGGGUUUGA